ACGACCAAGCUACUUUCGCUUAAUAAAUUAUAGAAGAGCGAAUUGGUACUCUUUUAUUUCACGUGAAAUUAAAAAAUGCACGUAUUGAGAUUCAAACGUUGCGUGCUGUUUUGAAAACGGGGAUAAUUAUAAAGAAUAUGAGAAAAAUGUAACUUUUUUGUUAACGAAAUCUGGACAAUGCUGAUUCGACAAAGGCACACUUGGAUGCGUCGAAAUUUUAUUUUUGUAUGAAUUUUUGUUAUUACUAUCAGUUUAUCGUAAAAUGCGUAUUCUUCGUAUAUUUCUCCGAAUGAAUAAGAAAACUCACACAAUCGACGAGUUAUUACAAAUUUUUUAGCAGCUUUUUACGGACAAUUUAAGCCGCGAGAUUUAACGCAGAUUACCUCUAUACAGUAAUAAUACAGGGCGACGUGAUGGCAGAGGAUUAUGGAUUAUGUAAUUGUCGUGUUAAGACACAAAUUCCCGAAAUAAAUACAGUCACGAGACUGUAAUAUUGGUCGGUCGCGAUGAGCUUCAUUAUCGUAUGACGGACGUCGUGGCACGCAGUCGAGUCCUAAUUUAUUUACGCGCGUUAGUCUCCGACGCACGACUCGAGACAUGCUUAAAGUAACGUCAGAGAUAUACAUGGAAAACGACCACAUCUCCGAGAAGCUUGGCAGCAGCAAUGCGGUAACCAAAUUCGCCUUCAAAUGCCCGUCUUAUAUGAUCGAGGCAGAAUUCGUAGCCGGGAUGCUAAAUUAUGACAGUGAUGGUGAUCUAGAUGUGAAUAGAGACAGAGAAGGAGCAAUUCUAAUAGAGCAUAGCGUCUCUACAGAGCUCGGUUUGGUCGGUUUGCAAGUGUGGAGAGCCGCUCUCCUGUUAGCCGACUAUAUCUUGUCGCAUCCAGAUUUGUUCAGAGAUGAAAUAAUUCUAGAAUUAGGAUCCGGAGUUGGCCUGACCAGCAUCGUAGCGAGUCACCUGGCUAAGGAAGUCAUUUGCACCGACAUCAACGUGGGUGGUAUACUGAGUCUAAUUGAACGAAAUUUUCUGAGAAAUCGUGUGUACGUUAGAUCGAAUUAUCACAUCGAGGAGGUAAAUUUUUUAAAUUUGGAAUGGUCGAAGAAGCUAGAGGAGAGACUGCAAAGCGCGAAUGUUGUACUGGCAGCGGACGUGAUCUACGACGACAAAAUCACGGAUGGAUUUGUCCGCACGUUAACAAAACUUCUACACGCAAAGACGAAAAAGACAAUUUACGUCGCUCUCGAGAAGAGAUACGUCUUUACUGUCGCCGACCUCGACACCACUGCCCCGAUGUACGAGGAAUUUUUACGUUGCGUUGAAAAGUACGAAACGAAUUGGUCUAUAAAUUACAUAAAUAUAGAUUUCCCACACUACUUCAAAUACGAUAGAGUUAAACAUCUGGUUUUAAUGAAGAUACAAAACAAUGCGAGAACUGUUGCACAUGCAUAGCGAAUACUUAUUUAAUUAGGUAUGCGAGUAAUACAUUACGAUAAUACGUAAUAUAUUAUCGUAAUUAUAACAUAUUUAUAUUAAUAUUACAAAGAGAAAGAGAGCUUAAAGUUGCCACAGUAAGAAAUCAAGAUCUCUGCAGACAUAGUAACAAAAUAUAGUAUCAUAUAAUGUAAGAUGUAAAAAUGAGUUAUUUAAAGAGUUGUCGUGGACAUUCACGUUCAUCAAUACAUGAAACAACAAAAUAGUAAAAAUUUAACAGAAUUUCUAAAUAGAAUUCAGCUCAAGGCCAGGAAAUAAAAAAAGUCUAAAAAGUCUAUUCCUUUUAAUCCUUAGAUUUACGUAGCGAAUAAAAGACGACGAUUAAUAGAAGGAAAAACGAAGAUUGUGACUCGGAUUGUGAUAAAAAUGACAGCUAUAUAAUAUAUAUUUCUCACGUCCACAUA
This is a messenger RNA of Vollenhovia emeryi, 1895 nucleotides long. RefSeq names its product methyltransferase-like protein 22. The transcript is spliced from 6 exons. Lineage: Eukaryota; Metazoa; Arthropoda; Insecta; Hymenoptera; Formicidae. Bases 598 to 1449 code for a protein of 283 amino acids. Gene Ontology annotation, biological process: protein methylation. The record is from RefSeq and is a predicted model, not a curated record. Gene Ontology annotation, molecular function: protein methyltransferase activity. Gene Ontology annotation, cellular component: nucleus.